GGCACUUUUCAUAUCUUAGAUUCCUAUUUGCCGCAUUAUCAUUCCCUAGCUUCACGGUUUGGGGUUGCCCAAUUUGGGAGCUACUGGUCUUUGUGUCGUUAAAAAGAUCCACACUGUCUUGGGAAUGAGCUCAACAAGAUAUAGGCAGAGGAAGGAAGAAUUCAUGGUCACCCUUGACUCUCUCCCAUGGCCAACUAAUAUUUGUCCAAAUGUAGGAUACUGCUUUAAACUCCCCAAGGUUGCAGGUCCCAUGGUUGGCGCUAACGCCCUCCCUCGUCAUCUCCACCUCCUCUUCCCACCAAUAUUCACAAAAUUACUUGGUUUUCCUUGUUACCAUACAACCACGAUCAUCAAGCUCAACACGUAGAUCUCGAACCGUUACCUUUUUUCACCACCUUGGGUCUCUGCAUCCAUGAGGGGGAGCAGCACUGGCAUGUGCAAACCCCCCUCCAUGUCUCCCCUUCUCUCCCUUGCACGUGCCAAUGCACAUCUGCAUGCCAUCGUCAUCGUCGUCGUAGUUUGGUUGGCCGCGUCUUCUUCGAUGCCGAGCACCGACGCGUUGCCGGAAUCAGAUUCUCCGUCAUUGUUGAAGCUCAAGGCCUCAUUAGCCAACACCGGUUCCCUGGCCGAUUGGGAUGCUUCCGUGCCCCCUUGUAAAGGCAACUCGGCCAUGUGGACCGGCCUCCGGUGCGUGAAUGGCUCUGUGACGGUCUUGCAACUCGAAGGCUUCAGUCUGGGAGGGACCAUUGAUGUUGAUGCGCUUGCCGGCAUCCCCUUGCUAUACGCUUUUAGUUUCAUGAACAAUAACUUGUCCGGUCCGAUUCCGGACUUCCGGCAGCUAGGUGCGAUUAGAGGAAUUUUUCUGGCGAACAAUCACUUCUCCGGCACGAUACCUGCGGAUUAUUUUGCUGGGAUGGAAUGGUUGAGGAAGGUGUGGCUGUCGGGGAACAACUUCUCUGGGCAAAUUCCGACGUCUCUGGCAUCGAGUCCCCGGCUUCGGCAGGUGAGGCUGGACCAUAACAAUUUUAGUGGGGAAAUACCGGAUUUCAGGCAGCCUCGUUUGCUAAUGGUUGAUGUGUCCAACAAUGACUUGGAAGGAGAGAUACCAGCCGGCCUCAAAAAUAUGAGUGCACAUUUUUUUGAAGGAAACAAGGCCUUAUGUGGACCACCAUUACAAACAGAAUGCCCUCUACAUCCCGCAAAGCAAACAACCAUUAGUUCAGUUUCUGCAAGUGCUACUUUUGCAAUUGUCAUAGCGGCGUUAGUGGCAGCCAUUGGAGCUGGGAUCGUGCUGCGCGGCUGGUGCACAUCACGCUUAUGCUCCAAGAAGGUGUCAUCCAGUGAACAAGCAGUGAGCAGCAUGGGUGGAGCUGCACCGGCACCAGAAGGCGCCGGUGGCGCCAAGAAGAACAGAUCCAGGGAGGGUGAUUCUCAUGGCCUUAUCUUUGUUAGAAGUGACAGAAAACCAUUUGAUCUGCAGGAUCUGCUUGGAGCAUCCGCUGAAGUACUGGGCAGUGGGAAUUUUGGCUCUUCAUACAAGGCUGUGCUGCUUGAUGGUUGUGCAACGGUGGUGAAGAGAUACAAAGAGAUGAACAACUUGGGAAGGGAAGAGUUCCAAGAGCACAUGAGGGCACUUGGGAGACUAAGGCAUCCGAACGUACUACCUUUGCUGGCUUUUUACUACAGAAGGGAAGAGAAGCUGCUUGUCUAUGACUGCGUUGAAAAUGGGAGCUUGGCUUAUUUUCUUCAUGGCAAGCACACAUCAACUUUCACAGCACUCAGUUGGCCGACGCGUUUGAAGAUAAUCAAGGGUGUGGCGAGAGGCCUAGCCUACCUUUAUACCGAGCUACCCAACAUAAUCCUUCCUCAUGGCCACUUGAAGUCCUCCAAUGUACUCCUGGAUGACGACUAUGAGCCCCUUCUCACUGACUAUGGCCUUGCACCAGUCAUCAACACCAGGCAUGCGGCGCAGCUGAUGUUGUCCUACAAAGCCCCAGAGUGUGCCUCAAAGGGCCAUGCUACAAACAAGUCAGAUGUGUGGAGCUUUGGUGUAUUGGUAUUGGAGAUACUCACAGGCAAGAUUCCCUCCUCCUAUUUGAGACAAGGGACAGGCACAGACCUGCCUGGCUGGGUCAGAUCGAUGCUAAGGGAAGAGCAGGGAGGAGUGUUCGAUGAAGAGAUGGGGAGUACUGAAGGUGCAGAAGGUGAGAUGAUGAAAUUGCUACAAAUAGGGUUGGCUUGUUGUGAGGAGGAGUUAGAGUAUAGACUGGAAAUAAGGGAAGCACUGAGAAAGAUUGAAAGUGUGAAGGAAAAGGAGGACGGGAUUAUAGGCACAUCCUAUGGCAGAUAAUUAAUGGGGAGGGGCUCAAUGUACUCAAGGAGGGAGGACAAAGCCAUGUGUAUAGAAAAUCAAGUGUGGAAAGGGAGCAUAAGGUUGGGGGAAGAUCUAAUGCUUCUUCUGUGUGCAAACGGCCAAAAAUCUGGGACCAAUUCUGGACGGGGUGCUGGAGGGAUAUGCAUAUUGAGACCAAGGAUGGAACUCUACUCUUUAUCUUUUGUUGGUUUUGGAUUAAAAUUCUAUGUUAUGUAGGAAAAGUUCAUAGAUCUGCUACCGUAGUGCUUGAAAUAUGCUUGUCAAUCACUUACAAAUGGAGACUUGUUUGAAAAGAGGAAAGACAAACACAUAGAUUGAGUCCUUCAUAAUUUCUACGUAUAGCACGUCUGCCGCCUGUUUAUGAUGCUUGUUUGCUGUGCGAUUGAGUGAACCGCCACAUCAUGAUGUAAACUUGUUCCGAGGAUCUAGUGUUAUCCUUUCUCGACCUAUAAGUACUCUGUACAGUGUACACCUGGUUAAGUUUGUUGGCUGAAGGGCUUCAAGUGGAAGGAGGUCUACAGUUGUCCCGAGUUCAAUUUCCCGAGUGCACAACCUUUUACAGAAAAUUUGGACUGGAAGAAGAAGAGUGCUUUGCCUUUAAGCAUCGGAAAAAGACUUGGUGAACCUGGACCUCCAUGGUUGGAAAAUUCAACCAUCAUAAAAAUACUUGGUGGGUUCCAUCGUCAUUCGAAAGAAAAUGAAAUCUGCCCAGCUAGCAAAUGUGAUCAACAGUAUUAGCACAUGAUCUUCUUCCAUAACUAUUAUUAAUGUAAAUAAAUGCA
Nymphaea colorata (pocket water lily) is the source of this 3156-nucleotide messenger RNA. RefSeq names its product pollen receptor-like kinase 4. Gene Ontology annotation, biological process: protein phosphorylation. The transcript has 3 exons. NCBI's taxonomy places the organism in Eukaryota, Viridiplantae, Streptophyta, Magnoliopsida, Nymphaeales, Nymphaeaceae. The record is from RefSeq and is a predicted model, not a curated record. Gene Ontology annotation, molecular function: protein binding; protein kinase activity; ATP binding. Bases 413 to 2350 code for a protein of 645 amino acids.